AUGGAACCCCACAUAGUUGAUCUGGGAGAUUCCGACGUCGAUACCGAUGGAGAAUCCGAGACGACGGAAGAGAGUCAAGAAACGGAUGAUUCAAGGACAGAUGACGAGGAGGAGUUCAAGCAUCAACUUCAAGACUGUUUAGACGAAGUGGAACAUGAGGGAAACUACUCUGCUGUUCAACGUCAUAAGCAGUACAUCAACCCAGGACUCUAUAUCAAGGACUUUGGCACCAUUGGACUGCCGCUGUCGACGCGCGACGCCAUUGCCAUCACCGGCAAAUGCCGAAAGGCACCAUUUGGUAAAGGCGAUGAAACGGUCAUCAACGAAGCUGUGAGACGAACCUGGGAGCUGGAUGCGACAGAUUAUGGAUUCGGUAAUCCGGACUGGCAGCCCUUUCUCGAAACUCGAGUCCAGCAAACGAUCCGGGAUCUGGGCGUUCAAGUCUCGGCUCACGCGCAACCGUACAAGUUACUGCUCUACGAGGAGGGCGCGCACUUCAAGGCGCAUCGCGAUACUGAGAAAGUUCCCGGCAUGUUCGGGACCUUGGUCGUGUGUCUGCCGUCGCUGCACGCUGGUGGCUCGGUUCAUCUGUCUCACAAGAACAAGCAACAAGAAAUGGAUACUGCAAGCGCGUCGGCGUUCGAUUUACAGAUCUUGGCAUGGUACUCUGACGUACAACAUGAGAUUCGCCCAGUCGAGAAAGGGUACCGUUUGGUGCUCACCUACAAUCUUGUGCAGGAUCAGAGCCUGCCCAUGCAGACUGCAGCCGCACUCGACGCAAGGCAUGAUAGGUUGAGCACCCUACUCCAGACAUGGAACAAGGAAUACAGCCAUCUCGACUAUCUGGUAUACCCACUGGAGCAUAAGUACUCGGAGGCAAGUCUGUCAUUGAGGAAUCUCAAAGGCCAGGAUGCUGCCAGGGGACAAUAUCUAGACAACAUUUGUACAAGGAAUGGGUUCUACUGGCUCUUGACUCGGAUGACAAAAGAGUUGCAGGACGAAGACGACUACUAUAGCAAUGACGAGGACGAAGAGGGGAUUAUCACUUUCGGAAAGACUAUGCUGCCCAGCGGUCGAUACGUCUACAUUGGUGUGAACCAAGUUGACGGGACCAAGAUCCUGACGGAGGAGAAGGUCUUAUACGACAGGGACCCGGACAGUGAGGAAGAGGGCGAAUACACUGGCAACGAAAGUGCGCCUUCGAUUCUCAGAUACCACGAUUCCGUAAUCAUUCUGAUGACCAAGCGACAGAUGUUAGACUCUUUCCGCAGAUCCGACAGACAUUCAGCCGAAGCGCUGAUGGCUCUUUACGACAUGGUACGGGAGGAUCACGCUUGUGAGCCCAAACUCCGCCAUGAAGCCUUUAUUUUGAUAAUGCAAAAGGCUCUUAUGCGAGUCAUGUCCCAGGGGGAUGACAGACGAUCCGGAACGUACGGGUAUUUGGUUUAUGGCCUAGAAGAGCGUGAGAGGACGCUUGGAGAGUACGCGAUGGUCUUCGAGACAAUAGCGGACUAUUGUCGCGAACAAAACUUGAGCAGCAUCUUCACCGGGCUUCUUAGAAGCGCUGUGCAGGAAGCAAGAUGGACAUGCUCCAAUCACCUCAUCAAGCUGAUCGCUAACCAGAUUGUGUGGGAGACACGCACAGGCAACAACAAUGCUUGGGACGACUGGUUCUCGCAACGGGCGCAAGCUGCACCCACCUACAGAUACGCAAACGAACUGCGGCAGGCCCUUGAAGGUUUCUCCAAAGUAUUGCCUUUCGACGGUGCCGUCGCGUUUCACCAAUGGAGGACGGCCCACCUUGAGGAUACUGUUCGAAACGUACAAUCUGCUAGCCUAGAUGAUGCGCAGUCCGUUCUCGAUCUCAUUCCUCAUAUUUCACGUGAGACGUAUUUUGAGACCAUUACUCGUGUGUUCGCAAAUAACGUCGAGCGUCAAAGUCUUUCACGCUUUAUGCACUGCCUGGCUGACGACCACACGAUUUCCGAGGACGACAUCGUCAAGCCUUCCUAUCAACUUCUUGCUAGUACUGCAACCACUACUUUGAAGCUAUCUGCAACUGACAUCACUGAGCCCGAACCACCUCGCGUUUUCGCUCAGCUAGUCCAAUAUACUGGUCGAAUCAAUGAGAUCGGAACCUGCGCAGUUGAAUGGCUCAAUAUCGUAGGACAAUACUCAUGGCUCGGGCUGGAGAGUGAAGCGAAACAGCUUCUUGGCGCCUGCCUCCCAGAUCUUUCCACAGUCACAGAGACGUGGUCGAAAUGGAAACACUGGUUUUUGUUCGUCGACAACCUGAAGGACCUGCUCGUUGAGCAUCGGGGCCAAAAGCUCCACGACAUUUGCAAAGCUUUCAUCACCGACGUGCUGCACUCUUGCGCCAAGCACAUCGCGCAAACUCGACCACAGCCGCCGCGGAAUUGGGUCCGUACUACCAACGGCAUCGACAAGGACUGCACCUGUACAGCAUGCGCCGACUUGAACGCCUUUCUAACGAAUCCAAAGGAGCGCAUUGGCCGAUUCUCCUACGCUGAGAGGACGCGCAAGCAUCUUCGGUACAGACUCAGUAACGACUUCCACAUCGACACUGAGAAGCGCAAAUCGCCAUACACUCUCGUAGUCACCAAGACCAACAAAACACACGAGGGACUUGAGGAGGAAUGGCAGGCCCAGCUUCGUGCGAUGCGCAUUCAGUUGCAGACCAUGAAGGGUUCGCUCGAGGGUAUUGGCAUCAAUGCCGAAGAAGCUGCAGAUCUGGAUGCGCAGCUGGCAGGCGCUGGUGCCGCUAAAGGUGUUGCGAGUACAGCUCGGGGUUUGCAGCCUAGUCCUGCAUCGAGACAGAACCUUGCUGCACCGCGAAGGGUUGCGGGAGCGAAGAGGAAAUCAGACUUUGUCGACUUGACCGAGGAUUAG
Ascochyta rabiei is the source of this 2910-nucleotide messenger RNA. RefSeq lists its product as uncharacterized. NCBI's taxonomy places the organism in Eukaryota, Fungi, Ascomycota, Dothideomycetes, Pleosporales, Didymellaceae. The transcript is spliced from 3 exons. The coding region runs from base 1 to 2910 and encodes 969 amino acids. The record is from RefSeq and is a predicted model, not a curated record.